Messenger RNA from Prunus dulcis (almond), 396 nucleotides. RefSeq lists its product as uncharacterized. The transcript has 2 exons. Bases 1 to 396 code for a protein of 131 amino acids. Lineage: Eukaryota; Viridiplantae; Streptophyta; Magnoliopsida; Rosales; Rosaceae. The record is from RefSeq and is a predicted model, not a curated record.
AUGAAAGAUUUAGGAGCUCUGAAAUUAUUCCUCAUAAUUGAAGUAGUAAGGUCAAAGACUGGUAUAUUGUCUCAAAGAAAGUAUGUGAUAGAUCUACUCACUGAAAUAGGAAUGUUUGGAUGCAAGCUUGCUGACACACCCAUUGAGAUGAAUCACAAGUUGUGUGAAGACAUGGAGCUGGUGAAUACCAAUAAGGAACAAUACCAGCACCUUGUUGGAAAGUUGAUAUAUUUGGCACACAUAAGACCAGAUAUUGCAUACGCUGGACUACUGUUCUCCAAGAAUGGAAAUCUUGAAGUUAUUGGAUAUACAAAUGCUGACUGGGCUGGUUCCAUUACAGAUAAACGCUCUACAUCCGGUUACUUUACAUUUGUUAGAGGUAACCUUGUCACUUAA